GCGCCGUCUUCGCGGAUUUUCCCAAGCUGGUGCAGGAGCUCCGAAAGAAGCCCCGCUGGGCCAGCGGGGCAGCCAAAGCAAUGGGACGCUGGGACGAGGCCACGUGUAUCGCCGACCGGGACUCCCAUGCGCCGGCGGUGGGCAGCGCCGUAGGCGACGCUUGCCGGCACCUGGAGUCCAUCCAGUGCCAUGAGGUGCCCGAAGAAUGUCGGUCGAACCUUUGGGACGUCGCAGACUGGGUCUUCGGGGUCUACUACGUCGAGAGGGGCGGCAAGUCGCCGCUGGAGCAUUGCUACUUCAACG
Effrenium voratum is the source of this 303-nucleotide messenger RNA. Lineage: Eukaryota; Dinophyceae; Suessiales; Symbiodiniaceae. The record is from the annotation of a GenBank genome assembly.